This is a messenger RNA of Penaeus monodon (black tiger shrimp), 2597 nucleotides long. RefSeq lists its product as uncharacterized. The transcript is spliced from 3 exons. Bases 2292 to 2597 code for a protein of 101 amino acids. The record is from RefSeq and is a predicted model, not a curated record. NCBI's taxonomy places the organism in Eukaryota, Metazoa, Arthropoda, Malacostraca, Decapoda, Penaeidae.
AUGUAUGGGCGUGUGUGUGUUUCUGUUCGUCACAAUUUUUCCAGUGACAUUUCCUGCAUUUUCUUUCCUUUUAAGCGUUGUAUAAUCCCUCAACUCGACAGCAGAGGAAUUAACCUGCUCAUUUCUCCUUUCAGCCAUGCAGUUUGAGCUCGUGCAUGACGUGAAGUGCGGGCGCGCUCUCCCCUUAUGAGCCGGACCCCCGCCCACGCCCACGCCCCCGGCCGCCCAAACUCUCAGCUCGUUCAGCAGCCCCGCCGCCCGCCUCCGCCCCGCCCUUCGCCUCCCAGGGAGGUCGCAGCGCACGCCGCAGGGCUCUUCAAGUCGGGUCAGAGGCUAUCAGGCUGAAAGAGGAUCCUGGCCGGGUCAGUGAGCUCGAGGUCAGGGUCAGCGAGCCGCGGGCAGAGGUCAGAGGGCGGCGAGACUCGUCUGGUCGGCUGGUUAGGUCGCCCGCUGUCGCUCAGCCCUCGGCUCCGGCUGCGUCCGGGCGCCGGGACCGGAGAGUUCCUCCGGGAGGGUCGUCCGGACGCCCUCGCUCGCCCGCGACGAGCUCGAUCCGCGCGUGAGGAGGACGCCCUCGAGGGCUGGUGAGGGUACGCAAGCGACGGAGGCGUCAGGGUGAGCCGAACGCCCUUGGCAGCGCGACACCUGGGAAGUGUCUCCCUUCGCCCGGUCACUGGCUUCCUCACGGCGCGUCCCGACGACCUGCUGAGCCCGCCGACGUCCCCCGGAGGUCCACGCCGCCCCGCCCCGCCCCUCCAUGCUCCCGCUGACGUAGUGGACGACGGCCGGCGACUGAAUGCGCUGCCCUCCGCCCCCCCCACGCUCCCCCGAGUCUGAAUGCGCGCCGUGACACCAGUUGCGCAAGGACCACGUCGCCAGGGCCCCCCUCCGCCCCCCCGCCCGCGCCACGCACACGCAGCAGCUGGAAGUGACGAGCGGAGCCCCAGCGCCGCCCGGGUCAGAUCACGUGACGAGAGCAGCCGCCCGACACGGCCGACGCCGACCUGUUGUUCCUCGCCGCCGCCGGACCAAGCACGCCGAAGGCCCGACGCCGCUCCCUGACCCCUCGGCCCAGGGACCCGCAGCCUCGCCCUGUGCUCUCCUCCUCCUGCGCCGCCCACGCCCGCGGAAGAGAAAUGAGGACAGAGACAGUGACGCAGCGCGGACGAAGCGUGACGACAGCGACGGAGAGAUUCGAAAAGUGUUGAUAAAGGGAGCGGAAGCCACCGGGUGGAGUCCUGUGCUUGGAGCUGAACAAGUGCCAAAUUCCUAUCAUGAUAAAUCCGAGCAGAAUAUGACAGCGACUGGUCUGGCAUGAGAGUGAGUGAAUGCAAAACUCUGCAUGUGGUGCAACAGAGAGAAACCCUCAGAACUCGUAACAUGUGAUACUCGUGCGAUUGGUGUAUACCUAAUACUCAGUUAAACUAUCUCGCUUUGCCUUGUAAAGUAUUCAUAUCAGUAUUAACGGAACGAAGUGCCAAAAUAAGUCUUGAAAAUCGGAUGCUGGUUCUCAACAGCCGCUCAGUUAAAACCGCUCGCACUGGUGUCUUGAUGCGCUCAAGUCCACAGCCAUCGGGACAGCGAACUCACUGGACAAUAUAUGGUCUUCCUCAGAUUCGGAAUAACAGUUUUCAGCAGAGGGCUUCCACAAGCAGGACGAUCCAGUAACACCCCGACCCACAGAGAGUCAGGAAGAGUGAAUUGCUAAUAACUGCAUAACUAAUUACCGAUUUGCUAAUAACCGGAUUACUAAUUACCCAAUUGUCAGUAAUCGAAUUGCUAAUAACGGAAUUAAUAAUUACUGAAAUACUACCCGAAUUGCCAUUAAUCCAAGUUUCCAAAAAUAUAAAAAACCACGUCUCCCCCUGCAGUCCCAUCGCCACUAUCCUUCCACACUCGAAGACCAUUUCGGCGCCAAAGCAGACAGGGCAAGGGAUGCAAAACCCGGCGGGAAGAAGUGCUGGCUCGUUUUCUGCUUCCCCAAAGGGCGUGUCCGGAAGAGUUGCAUAAGCAGAUCCUUUAUUCAUUUUUUGUUCUAUUCACGAUCGGUACAAUCUCGCUUAGGCUUGUGUCCCCUUUCACCCCUAAAAAAGAGGCUCUAAGCGAAAUCUACAUAUAAUAAUAAUUGUAAAAGAGAAAUCGAAAAUUUGAAGGGAAAUUCAGGAAAAAAACGUGAGCACAGUUUCUUGUAGUUUGAGAUUGGAAAGAGAAGUACAGGUUCUUGAAGACCGAGAAGAAAAGUUUUGUGGUAAAAAAAAGAAGAGGUUACUGAAAGCUUAUUAAGACAAACAAUGGGUAGCAGCUGCUCGUCUUCACAGUCUCUGAAGGACAAUGUAUCAGUCAAGAGUGAAGAUUAUGCCAUGGACCAAAAGCCCUCCUCGCAGCACCAGCGCACCGCGACGCCCCCGCCCGUGCGUCCGGUCAGCUCGUCGACUUCGGACAAAAGUUACGACACGGAGAGCUGCGUGUCGGACAAGGCGGGCGGCGGAGGCAGUCGGCAGGCGCCGCGCCCCGCGCUCUCCACCAACGUGCUGGAUAACGACGCCGCCCUUGCCUCGGGUGAGUCGUGGGUUGCGGCUGGGGUGACGGUGGGUUGA